This is a messenger RNA of Schizophyllum commune H4-8, 576 nucleotides long. Its product is annotated as epsilon subunit of F1F0-ATP synthase N-terminal domain-containing protein. The transcript has 4 exons. The record is from RefSeq and is a predicted model, not a curated record. Gene Ontology annotation, biological process: proton motive force-driven ATP synthesis. Gene Ontology annotation, molecular function: proton-transporting ATP synthase activity, rotational mechanism. The coding region runs from base 12 to 503 and encodes 163 amino acids. Lineage: Eukaryota; Fungi; Basidiomycota; Agaricomycetes; Agaricales; Schizophyllaceae.
GUCUCGCCAAAAUGUCCUCUCUCCGCUUCCUGUCAGCUGCUCGCCGUCUGCCGCGCUCUGCAGCUCCCUGGGGCCGUCGUGGCUACGCGGAGGCUGCGAGCGACAAGAUUAAGCUCUCGCUGGUGCUUCCCCACCAGGCCAUCUUCACGUCCGCCGAUGUAGUGCAGGUCAACAUCGCCGCUGCGACCGGAGACAUGGGCAUUCUUGCCAACCACGUUCCAUCCAUUGAGCCGUUGCGUCCGGGUGUGCUGGAGGUUCUCGAGGGUGCUGGCUCGAAGAAGUGGUUCGUCUCUGGCGGCUUUGCGACCGUUCACCCGGGCAACAAGCUCACCAUCAACGCCAUUGAGGCUGCCCCGCUUGAGGACUUCUCUCCUGAGGCCAUCAAGGCCAACCUUGCCGAGGCGCAGAAGGUUGCGGCUGGCAACGGGUCCGAGGAGGACAAGCUGGAGGCCAGGAUAGAGGCGGAUGUGUACGAAGCUCUCCAGCACGCUGUCUCCGCGUGAUUGACGCGCUUUAACUUGUACUCUGUCUGCAGUUGCAUCAUCCUCGUAGACAAUGGAUCCAUCUUGCACGCAU